UGUGUGUGUAAAUAUAUAUAAUAUAUAAACAAAUGAAUAUAUAUAUCUAUGAAUUUAUAUACAUAUCACUGUGAAACAAGAGCGGCGAGAGGAAAAUUCUACCAUCGGGGCUGGUCUCUGAUUGUGUGAUCAUAUACAAUAUUUUCAAUAUUAUUUUCUUUGAUCUUCUACGUCAAGAGGAAGGAAGACUACAUACUCAUUUAGAAUUUUGGGGUUUUCCUGUUGCUACUCCCCCCCUCCUCCUCGCUCUUUUUUUUUUGCAUCUGAGGGGAAUGAAGAGAGGAAAGUAACAGGAUUUGGAGAAAAAAGGAAAAUCAGUCGAAUUGCUGUGAUUAGUGUUAUUUGCGUCAGUAUUAGCGCUCUGCGAGCCGAUCGCAGCGUGCUGCGUGUGAUCUGAGGAGGCAGCAGAGAGAAAGUGCCACACCACGCCGCUCAGCGCAGCACAGCGCCAGCACAGCCAGCAUGCACAAACACCACCACUGCUGCAAGUGCCCAGAAUGUUACGAGGUGACCCGCAUGGCCGCCCUGCGCAGGAUGGACGCCCCUCAGUACCAAGAAUGGCAGACCGAGCCCUAUGGAUACCCGGCCGGGUACGGCCCCGGGGGCGGGCAGACCUUACCACAGCCUCCAGCCUCGGGCGGAGGAGGAGGAGGAGGCAUGGGAGGAGGAGGGGGCACUCUGGGGAGAAGUAAGGGCAAGAUGAUGUCUUCCGGGGGUCCCGGAGGCCCAAACCCCAAGSMRCAAUCCAAGGGCGGCKCCAAGGUGAAUGGCAACAKRMCRGGUGGUCAAGCAGGUUGGUGGCCGGAAUGCACCUGUUCCAACCGGGAGUGGUACGACCAGGCGAACCCUCCCCCCGUCAUCGUCAACGCAGACUCACUGGAUGCAGGCCCUUAUGUAAAUGGCAGUGAUGGGAUGUUUAAAUAUGAAGAGAUCAUCUUGGAGAGGGGUAACUCUGGCCUGGGCUUCAGCAUCGCUGGGGGGAUGGACAAUCCACACAUCCCAGAUGACCCAGGGAUCUUCAUCACCAAGAUCAUCCCUGGAGGAGCUGCAGCUAUGGACGGCAGGCUGGGGGUGAAUGACUGUGUGCUGCGUGUGAAUGAGGUAGAUGUGUCUGAGGUGGUCCACAGCCGGGCGGUAGAGGCCCUGAAAGAGGCUGGCCCUGUGGUCAGGCUGCUGGUCAGGAGAAGACAGGCCCCUCCUGAGACCAUCCUGGAGAUCAACCUGCUCAAGGGGCCCAAAGGCCUUGGCUUCAGCAUUGCUGGGGGGAUCGGCAACCAGCACAUCCCUGGAGACAACAGCAUCUACAUCACAAAGAUCAUUGAGGGCGGGGCCGCACAGAAAGACGGACGGCUGCAGACCGGAGACCGCCUGCUAGCUGUGAACAACAUCAUCCUGCAGGACGUGCGUCACGAGGAGGCGGUUGCAGCGCUGAAGAACACCUCUGACAUGGUCUACCUCAAGGUGGCCAAACCCGGACCCGUGCACCUCAAUGACAUGUACGCCCCUCCGGACUACUCCAGCAGUCUGGCCCUCCCUGCCCUCCCUCCAGCCUUCCCCACCAUGGUGGACAACCACAUCAGCCACAACUCAGGCAUGGCCUACAUGGGUGCUAUGGAGCCCAAGCCCGUCUACAGCCAGCCCCCCCAGGUCACGCCCUCCAGGUACUCCCCAGACCCACGUCACAUGCUGGGGGAGGAAGACUUCACCAGUCCCGCCCUGCGCCCUGACGCUGUCGCUCUGUUUGGCAGGGAGCCGCGGAAGGUGCUGCUUCACAAGGGCUCCACAGGGCUGGGCUUCAACAUUGUGGGCGGCGAGGACGGAGAGGGCAUCUUUGUCUCAUUCAUCCUGGCUGGAGGACCAGCAGACCUGAGCGGGGAGCUGAGGAGGGGAGACCGCAUCCUCUCGGUGAAUGGGGUGAACCUGCGGAACGCCACACACGAGCAGGCAGCUGCAGCGCUGAAGAGGGCCGGCCAGACGGUCACCAUCAUCGCCCAGUACCGACCAGAAGAGUACAGCCGCUUUGAGUCGAAGAUCCACGACCUGAGGGAACAGAUGAUGAACAGUAGCAUGAGCUCUGGUUCGGGCUCCCUGCGCACCAGCGAGAAACGCUCCCUCUACGUCAGAGCCCUUUUUGACUAUGACCGGGCCAGAGACAGCUGUCUACCCAGCCAGGGCUUGAGCUUCUCCUAUGGGGACAUCCUGCAUGUCAUCAACGCCUCCGAUGACGAGUGGUGGCAGGCGCGUCUGGUCACGCCCCACGGAGAGAGCGAGCAGAUCGGGGUCAUUCCAAGCAAGAAGAGGGUGGAGAAGAAGGAGCGAGCGAGGUUAAAAACAGUCAAGUUCCACGCCAGGACGGGCAUGAUUGAUUCCAACAGGCCAGUCAAAGUAAAGCGCAAAAAAAGCUUCAACCUCUCACGCAAGUUCCAGUUUUACAAGAGCAAGGAGAAUAUUGUGCAGGAGUUGGUGGAGUCUGAACAAUGCCUGACGUCAAACACGAGCGACAGUGAAAGCAGCUCAAAGGGUCAGGAAGACACAAUUCUCUCAUACGAGCCAGUGAUUCGACAGGAGAUUCAUUACACAAGGCCUGUGAUCAUCUUGGGCCCAAUGAAAGACCGAGUAAACGAUGACCUGAUCUCAGAGUUCCCUCACAAGUUUGGCUCCUGCGUUCCUCACACGACACGUCCGCGACGGGAGAACGAGAUGGACGGCCAGGACUACCAUUUUGUGGGCUCACGGGAGCAGAUGGAGAAGGACAUUCAGGAUAAUAAGUUCAUUGAGGCGGGCCAGUUCAACGAGAACCUCUAUGGGACCAGCAUCUUGUCUGUCAGAGCAGUGGCUGAGAGGGGAAAACACUGUAUCCUGGACGUGUCUGGGAACGCUAUAAAGCGACUGCAACAAGCACAACUUUAUUCGAUCGCAAUUUUCAUCAAACCAAAAUCCAUUGAAACUCUUAUGGAGAUGAAUAAGAGACAGACAUUUGAGCAAUCCAAUAAAAUCUUUGAUAAGGCAAUUAAACUGGAACAAGAGUUUGGAGAAUUUUUCACAGCCAUUGUACAGGGUGACUCUCUAGAGGAAAUUUACAACAAAAUCAAGAUGAUCAUCGAGGAACAGUCGGGCCCCUACAUCUGGAUACCUUCCUCAGAGAAGCUCUGAGCUCCCAGCUAUACCCCUCUGUGUCAGUGCAGCCCCCCACACCCCUCCUGACACCCCGCCCAUCCCCCAAAUAGCUCCUCCCUCCCCCUUUUUUGCCGAUAUGUUUCAUAUCAAGUUUUAGUGUCAUCAUUAUGUUAAUCUGAAAUGAAAAGAAGUCUUAUCACCAUUACUGUGACUGUGCACACCCCUGCAUGAGUUUCUCAGAAAAUCCAUUUAAGACUGGAAAUGCCAUUCUGAAUGAAUUUGUCAUUUUAAAACAAAAAAAGGGAAAAGGAGAAAUAAUCCUUCUUUUGUGAAAUGGGACUGACAGUUGAAGAUCAGAAUGUUUUACAGACAAUGCCGAGGUGAGGAGGAGUUUUGGAUUCAGGGGAAGUUGCAGGGGAAUGGAGACUUAAUCACACAAGUUGGAUCACUUUGUAAAUGUUCAUCAAAUCACAUUUUAAAAAAAGACACAAGAGAAGCAAAGACCACUUAGGAGGGMUUUUUUCUACAAGGACUGAAUAAUAUCAAGCCCAGCUGAUGGUACUGUUGGAGGAGUUCUCUCUUGUUUAUAAUUACUGAAGAAAUUGGUGGAGAAGCCUACAGACUGGUGAUCUAUCACAAACCAGCUUGCUAUUUGAUCAGCUGCCAGUUGUUGGUGCUGCUGCAGCUGAUCAAGACCUCUUGGGAGGCAGAACAAAUGAAAGAAAUGAGUUAUGAAUCUACAUUUAUAUAAUGAAAUCACAAGGUAAAUGAACAAAUCCUACUGAGAUUUUACUACAUAUUACAAAUGACACAUUUUACAUUUCACUAGAAUUGUCUACUUGGAGGGCUGUUAGAUUUCAUUCCUUUGUUUUUUUUCGUGGGAUUUUUUGCUUGUGGUUUUUAGCUGCUCUGUGUAAAGGGUGGGGGUAGAGAAGUGUAACGGGGCUCUCUGCAAAACACCAAACUGCCUUACAUCAAAUACAAAUUGUUAUAUUACUACCUGUACUUUGUGGGAAGCUACAAAUAAUUGACAAGGAAAACAAACAGGAAAUGUGUUUUAUUUUCUGAGUUGUCCUCCUGACUUCCAGGAGGUCUAACUUGUGAGUGCAAUAGACUGAACGCAUAUCUCACCUCUGGAUUCCUAUCAUCCCCCUGUAUUUUUAUCCUUUUCCUGUUGUAAUUUAAGAAUUUAUUGGAUUCCAAUUUGGGCAGCCAUAGCUCCCUCACCCAUGUUGAGCAGCAGACCACCCUAUUACACUCUCUGCCUUCCAAGAUGAUUAUUUUUGAUUGAAUGGUCACAUGGUACUGUCCUGUAUAUGCCACCCUGAAGGUGGCCUUAAAACGGGUAGAAGACAAAUUGUAUUGGAUGUCCUAACAAUUAAAGAGUCAAUAUAACUGGUUUUUGGAUUGUCCUCCCAUCCAAAAUAACACUUGAGGGGUUUGAUUAAAACCUAUAUGCUCUGUAUCUAUAAAGUUUUUCAAUCUUU
Molecule: messenger RNA, 4604 nt
Organism: Salvelinus sp. IW2-2015
Lineage: Eukaryota; Metazoa; Chordata; Actinopteri; Salmoniformes; Salmonidae
Source: RefSeq, a predicted model, not a curated record